CGCUGCCGCCCGCCCCGCGCUCCCAUGGCACUGAAGCGGAUACAGAAAGAACUAAGUGAUCUGCAGCGAGACCCACCUGCCCACUGUUCUGCUGGACCUGUUGGAGAUGACUGUAAGCUCUUCUCUAGUACUUUGUCACAGUUGACCUUUUUUUUGGUUAACAAAGAGCUCAGAAAAAUCUCUAAUUGCUGUACCUUUUUGACUUUCAGUGUUCCAUUGGCAAGCAACAAUUAUGGGACCUAUUUGUGCAGGUCACAAAGAUGUUGUGUGUUUUAAAACUCCCUGAUGUCACCAUGGUCAACUGAAUUAUGUUGGAAAAUCCUACUCUUUGCAUCUGCAAAGAGAAACCACUUCUUAAGCCUGACAGUGCAUAUCAAGGGGGCGUGUUUUUUCUCACAGUACACUUUCCAACAGACUAUCCUUUCAAACCACCAAAGAUUGCUUUUACAACGAAAAUAUACCACCCAAACAUAAACAGUAACGGGAGUAUUUGUCUUGACAUCCUGAGAUCUCAGUGGUCGCCAGCUCUGACUGUAUCUAAAGUUUUAUUGUCCAUAUGCUCCUUACUUUGUGAUCCUAAUCCAGACGAUCCGUUAGUACCGGAUAUUGCACAGAUCUACAAGUCAGACAAGGAAAAAUACAACAGAUAUGCAAGAGAAUGGACUCAGAAAUAUGCAAUGUAGACAUCAGAAGACUUUUUCCUAUACCACAGUGUACUGUAAAUUCUAGGGGUUUUCUCAAAAUUAGAAGGAAGUGGAACACCGAUUUCAGUGUAUCAUGAUGCCCCUUGAAUUUUUUUUCUACCCAUGUAAGUGUGUUUCUGGAGCAAGGGAGAACAAACUUCCAAAAAUAAACUUAGACUGUGAUACGAAUAUUUAUCCUCUUUGUAUGCUUUGCAGAAGACAUUUAUUAUGGUUUUUAAGAGUUGGACAUCUAUAUCUCCAGACUACGAGAUCCAUAAUGCAGUUGUAAAGCAACCAAAUUAUUUUUGCUGGAAAAAGUAGCUGGUUUUAUGUGACGAAUACUGUAUGUGUGUCCUUUAAAGUAUGUUGUCUGUUUCAUAAGUGUGUUCAAAUUUCAUUUUGUUAGUUCACUUAUAUAAUUUGUUGGGUUUUUUUACUUGUAUAGACUAAAUAUUUUAUUUACCACGUAAGUCAGUUCAUUUUAGACUUACUUGCUUGUGCACAGUAUUGACAAGAUACAACUGCUAGUAAUAAAAAAUAAUUGGAGUAUCCCGCCCGAUAGGAUAUUCUGAAGACUGACUGCAGAUAUCUGAAAACCUAAAAUGAUCUUUGCACUGUAAUUCUUUGUAUGUUGAUUAUGGAGAAACACUUGGUUUUGAUUCUGUUGCAUACUUGACUUUAAUUUUAUUGCAAUGUGAACUAAUUGCACUGCUAUGUAGAAAGAUACAUAACCCUUUUGUUGCUGUUCACAAAUGAGUUCUGACAUGUGGGCAACGUAACACUAUCACAGACCUUUUACAAAUCUAAAUGUAGCCUUUUCCAUAUAAAUAAAAUGCGUUUUCUACUACUUGUCUUGGCUUUUUGUUUUUUUAAACCAUGCAUAUCCUUAAAGUGCUUGUUCUAACACUAGAGAAUCAAAAUACUACAUGUGCAUGUGUCUUGUAGACAAAAGAGAGAACCGAGCUGUGCAGAGUGUACUACUUGGAACUGUGUUGCAAUUAAUUUUUAUGCCAGCUUCAGCCUAAUUGAUUUAGCAUGCUGCGCCCAUGGUUUUAUAUAGAAUUUCAACUAGUUUAACGACGUGUUACAUCUCUGUUAAUUUCUGGAGGAAACACCACAGGUGUUUGAAGGUCAGGCACUUCAGCUGAGGUGAUGUAUUUGUAAUAUCAGAAUUGUUGCAUUUGCCACUAACUUUUCCAUGACCUGGUGCUUCAGUUGCUUCAGACUGUGCAUGUGGAAAAACCAGGAGUGCUGGAGAGGGGCAGCCUUUUCUUAAAAGGUAGAAGAAUUUCCAUUUCCUACUGUCUACUCUUACGGAAUAUCUGAAAAUAAAAGUGUGAUUCAUGUUUUUCUCUGUACCUUGCCCAUGAAAGAAAAAUGACUUGGGAAAUUUGUUGUCAUAGAAUACACUUCUAAGGCUGAAAAUA
This is a messenger RNA of Calidris pugnax (ruff), 2110 nucleotides long. RefSeq names its product ubiquitin conjugating enzyme E2D 1 (gene UBE2D1). Gene Ontology annotation, cellular component: nucleus. The transcript has 7 exons. Gene Ontology annotation, molecular function: ubiquitin conjugating enzyme activity. The coding region runs from base 309 to 683 and encodes 124 amino acids. Gene Ontology annotation, biological process: ubiquitin-dependent protein catabolic process; protein polyubiquitination. Lineage: Eukaryota; Metazoa; Chordata; Aves; Charadriiformes; Scolopacidae. The record is from RefSeq and is a predicted model, not a curated record.